Molecule: messenger RNA, 2777 nt
Organism: Acanthopagrus latus (yellowfin seabream)
Lineage: Eukaryota; Metazoa; Chordata; Actinopteri; Spariformes; Sparidae
Exons: 11
Coding region: 26-2203 (725 amino acids)
Biological process (GO): skeletal muscle organ development
Cellular component (GO): cell-cell junction; sarcolemma; Z disc
Source: RefSeq, a predicted model, not a curated record
AGAAGAGACAGUCGCUGCCGCCACCAUGAGCCGCAGCCCGGAGAGGAUCUCUUCCUACCGCCGUCACUUUGAGGACAGCAGCAGCUCGUCCUACCAGGUCAGGGUGUCCAGCCCAUCCCCCACCAGGAGAGACGCCCGUCAUGCCUCCGCCAGCUACCCCUGCAGAGCCGGGGCCAGCAGCAUGCGUGUGGAGUCAGUGGGACGAAGGACUGUGUCAGCUGCACGCAGGACUCGCAUGAUUGGAGCAGGUGUGAGUGCAGGAGCCAUGGUAUGUGUUGGGCCCAGUGGAGAACCUGCCAUGGAUCUGAACGUGGCUGCAGCCGAGAACCAAGAAUUCCUCAGCACCCGCACGAGUGAAAGACAGGAGAUGAUUGUCCUCAAUGACAGGCUGGCUGUCUACAUCAACAAGGUUCGGUCACUUGAGCAGCAGAACAAGCUACUUGAGGCAGAGAUUGAGGCCUACCAGAACCGCUUCGAAAAGCCAACAGGUCUACGCCUCUUAUAUGAGGAGCAGUUGAGGGAGCUGCAAAAGAUUGCUGACCAGAUGAGAGUUCAGCGGGACAUCUCCUUGGCAGCUAAGGAGUCCACAGCUGCUCAUCUAGAGGCAAUCAAAAUCAAAUAUGAGGAGGCAGUGGAGCUGAGGAGGAAAGCCGAGUUGGACAUUGAAGCCUUCCGUCCAGACGUGGACAAAGCCACCUCCUCUCGCAUCAUCUUGGAGAAGAAGCUGGAGCAGCUGGAAGUUGAAAUUGAAUUCCUAAAGCGCGUCCAUCAACAGGAAAUUGAUGAGCUCAUGAAACAGAUCUAUGCAGCUCACGUCUCAGCUGAGAGUGCAUUCGCCCUCCCUGACCUGGCAGCUGCUAUGAAACAAAUCCAAAACCAGUAUGACGACAUUGCGGCCAAAAAUCUCCAGGAGAUGGAUUCAUGGUAUAAAAACAAGUUUGAAGAUCUCACCAGUAAGACUUCAAGGCAUGUGGAUAAGGUUCGAAGCAUUAGAGAAGAAAUAGCUGGUGCCAAAAAGGAUAUCCAAAGCAAAGAACGUGACUUGGAUAGCAUGAGGACUAAGAAUGAAGCUCUUGAGGCCCAGAUCCGGGAGAUGCAAGAAAAGUACAGGAAGGAACUGGAAGACCUGCAGGCUCGGAUUGAGGCCCUGCAGCUUGAGCUGAAAACCACCAAGGAGAAAAUUGCGCUGCACCUGCGCGAGUACCAGGAUCUCCUGAAUGUCAAGAUGUCUCUGGAGAUUGAGAUUACAACAUACAGAAAACUUAUUGAAGGAGAAGAUCUGCGACUCUCUGGCAUGAUGCAAACUCUGUCUCUGACCGGCUGCAGCACCACUGCCAUUGGUACUGGAAUGAGCUUCGGUGGGGGAAGCAUGGGAGGUGUUGGUGGAAUGGGUGGCGGAAUGACUGGAGGUAGUGGUGGAGGUGUUGGAGGCGUGGGCACUGGAGUCGGAAUGGGUGGGGGAAUGGGUGCAGGAGGCAUGGGUGCUGGUCUAAGCAGUGGUGCUGGAGGAAUGGGUGGAAGAAUGGGUGCUGGAGGUCCAGAUGACAAGAAAGGUCCUGCUGGUAAAGCAGGUGGAGCAGAUAUGGUUGAUGGUCAUGGAUUGGGAGCUGGGGGUGCAGGUGGAGGUCUAGGAGCUGGCACAGGGGGUGUGGGUACAGGCGGAGGUGCUGGUGGACACGGUGCUGGAAGCUUUGGUGCUGGGGCUGGUGUUGGGGGGUUGGGAAAAGGGGCUGGAGGCGUGGGCGCUGGUGCUGAAGGUUCUGCCACUGGUCCUGGAGGUGUGGGUGCCGGUGUUGGUGGAAAUUUGGGACUUGGCACUGGAGGCAAGGGUGACAGCAGUGUGGGUGGUGCUGGAAUGGGUGCAGGUUCAGGUGGCAUGGGUGUCAGUGGAGGAAAUGGUGGGCUUGGUGGAGGCAUGGAUAGGGUCGGUGGUAAAGAUCGUGGAAUGGGUCCUACCAGAAUGGGUAGCGGAAUCGGAGGCAUUGGAGGGACUGAGGAUGUGGGUGGAGGUGAUGUAGGUGCACUGUCAGGGUCAGGACAGGGCACCAACACCGAUGCCUACGCAGAGCAGGCUGUUGAGCUGACGGAGAGAAGGACGGUCCUCAUCAGAACGGUCAAGAAUGAGGACGAUGUGCUGGAGAUGGACCACCAGGAACAAACCUACACCAUCACCGGUGCCGCCGAUGACUCUGACAACGAGUGACCAGCAUGAAUUCCCAAAUGACCUCCUCUCGCCUUUAAACCUCCACGCCCCUUUAAGCUUUGCACUUACCAAACCCCAUGUCUGGACACUGACCUUUGCCCUUUGCCCUGGACAAGAAGACCAUGACUGACCCUUUGCUACAGAGUGAAACCCUCACUUCAUAGAGUUUAAAUAUGCCUCAACAUGGGCUCUAAACUUUUGUGUGUCUUACAACACCCACUCCCCUUUUUUCUACUUGCAAAUAAAGCUAUCAGCAUUCAAUUGCUUUGUCCUUUUUUAUUUGAUGUCUUUUUCCAUGUUUGAGGUGGCUUAUAAGGACACAGGAGGUUUUCCAAUACCAUUUUCAUGAAAUGCUGGUAAAAGUACAUUUUUGUUCAAGUGAGAGAGAUGUUGCUGAUUUUCAUAGCACUGGCUUGAGGGAUAAAGAGUGAAAAAGGGAGAGAAAGUAGUGAGGGAAAAGCAAAGCAGAGAGAAAGAUAGAGUCACCUGAGGGUCAAGGCAGUCGCCCUGACACUUUCUGGAGGGCUGAGGAAUCCAUCAGUCACAAUUUUUCUUGCAGCAGAGUGAUGGCACG